Anastrepha obliqua is the source of this 4734-nucleotide messenger RNA. RefSeq names its product axin (gene Axn). The record is from RefSeq and is a predicted model, not a curated record. The transcript is spliced from 12 exons. Gene Ontology annotation, biological process: negative regulation of canonical Wnt signaling pathway. The coding region runs from base 1410 to 3620 and encodes 736 amino acids. NCBI's taxonomy places the organism in Eukaryota, Metazoa, Arthropoda, Insecta, Diptera, Tephritidae.
UCGUCUUAACCUAAAAUCUGUGACUGAAGCAGAAAAAGAAAAAAGAAAGUGAAUACAAGGAAUCGGAAAAAAUCGCAUUGGUACAUAUCAGACAAAUUUGUUCAAGAAAUGAGAAGUUAUUAAUAAAAUAGUGUCUAAAGAGAUUCCGUUUCCAUAGAAGUAGACAGUCCAAAAAUAUCAUAUCAAUUAAAACGUCCAGUGAAGCAGAAAAUAUCUAGAAAACACAUCUUGAAAAGAAAUGGAUUAGAACACCUUGGACGGUGAAGCAAUGUGAAGAGUGGAGUAAUUUCUAAGAAAAGCAAGAGUACACAACAAUAUUCUGUAACACUAUCUGCAAAACUAAUUUGUUGGAAAAAAUGUACUUAAAUUGAAUGACCGUGUUAUCGUUGCAAUAUAAGUGGGAUUUCAAACUUAAAAUGUUUCCACGAAUGUUGUAAUGUGUCGUGUUGGAGAAUUGCCAUGUCUGCAUGCACAAAACAAUGUCGAUUUCCGAUUUUUUUGUGUCCUGUUUGAUACCAAAUGGCUCAGCAAUAGCUAUUUGACAAGUGUUGUGGUAGAAUUCAUAAUUGUUUAAAGCGACCAAGGGUAUUUGUGUGGCUUGCUAUCGUGUGCCUAUACGAAUAAUGGGAGUUAUUUAAUUUUUGUUGAGAUUUCUCUGUUAUAAAUUUAUCUUGUUCAAAUUUGGUUAAUAUAAUUAAUUUUGUUAAUUGAGCGAAAUAAACAAAUUUGUACAUAAAUAUGUUAAAAGUCGCAAUCCACUUUAAGUAACAGCCAAAAUAUAAGUAAAUCCCGUCCACGCCCACGUCUUGUCAACCGCAAUGAUAAAUUCGAUAAAAGAAGGAGUUAAGGACAGCGAAAUAUCUGAAGAGAACAAGUUGAUGUAGACCGAAAGUUUUUCGGAACAAAUUCUUAUAAUGGAAAAAAGCUGGAUUACGACAUCACCAAAAAAAGAGCUUCAAUCAAUAACUAGCUGUGCUAAACUCUUUAGCGCACACAUCAUAAAGUAAAAUUCAAGUUAUGGUUGAUUAUCGAACACAAACGCUUUAAAGUUUGCGCUAAAUAUCACCGUAAUUUUGUUUUGAAUUUUGGGAUUUCCUUUUUUACGGCCUUGCCAGAUUGCCUUCCAAAAAAUUGCCGACCUAAAUUAUAGAACAUCUUCCAAGUCCUUUGUAUUUUAAAUAUAACGGACGUUCGUGAUUUGAAUAAGUGUACGUAUGCCCAUUAAAUUUGCAUCAUUAUAACAAAAAUAAAUAGCAAUUUACACAAAAUUUGAUCCAAGCAAAGUAUAUUUUGUUAACGCUUUAAGUGUAAAAAAAAAACAACAAAUUGCAUUAAUACAUUUUUAAAUAACGAAAAGUGGUUUGCUAGUCAAACUUGAAGAUUGCUUGAAGUAGAAGAUAGAAAGUGGCAUGAGCCAUCCAUCAGGAUUCCGGAAAUAUGAUGAUAAUGAGUGUAGUGGGCCUAGACCACCAGUACCCGGAGAAGAAAGCCGAGUUAAAAAGAUGACCGAAGGGGUGGCUGACAGCUCCCGAAAUUCGCCACCUUCAUAUUUGAAUUGGGCUCGAACACUUAAUCAUCUUCUAGAAGAUCGCGAUGGAGUGGAACUGUUUAAAAAAUAUGUUGAAGAAGAAGCACCUGGGUAUAAUGAUCAAUUAAAUUUUUAUUUUGCCUGUGAAGGACUUAAGCAACAAAACGAUCCUGAAAAAAUCAAACAAAUAAUAGGAGCGAUAUAUCGAUUCUUACGAAAAAGUCAGCUAUCAAUACCUGAAGACUUGCGUCGAACAAUAAAAGCGGGCCUUAAAAAUGAAGUCCCACUCAGUUCGGAUAUAUACGAUUCAAUGCAGCAAUGUGUGGAGACCACCAUACGUGACAACAUCUAUCCCAGCUUUCUAUGUUCGGAAAUGUAUAUUCUGUAUAUACAGCAAAUGUCAGUUUCACAUGAACGUUUUGGGAGUGGCACGGCUGGAUCCGGUAGCGGAAGUAGUAGUGGUGCUAGUUGCGGUAGUAGUGGAGCCGGCAUUGUGGCGUCGACCAGUGGAGCUUGUGCGUUGCUCUCAAGUUCCGGCAAGACCCCAUCCUCGUCGGUAGCGCCAUUUAUUAAUUUGCCCAUCAGCGCUUCGACGGCUAAUGUACUACUUGGAAGUGCUUGCAGUGCAAGUGGAAGCGUCUAUGGUCCUUCAACUUCAGCUAGCUCCAGUGGCUCUGUUAGUGCAACUGAUACUCUGCCGCGAAGCUCCACAUUGCCAACUCUACAUGAAGAUUCGGAAUUGUCACUUUGUGAUGAUCUUGAGAAGCUGCGUGUAGAAAGUAGCCGAACUUCAGCAGAUAUGCCGAUACGUCUUACCCACGAUCUACUUUUAGCAACUCAAAAGAGAAGACUGGAAAUACGGCCACCAGGGGCGCAUGGUUAUGUUUACCUUGCGAGUGCGAAUAAUACUUCUUAUGUUCCGAAUUCACGUGUGGAUUCGGAAAGGGCGAGCGUAAGUUCUGGUGGUCGAACUGAUUCCGAUACGAUGUCUCUUUCUAGUUGUUCUAUGGAUGGACGGCCUUAUAUUCAAAGAAGACAUAGUUCAAAUGAAAGCAAAGCGAUACGCCAGAGUGCAAUGGCCAACAAAGAGACGAAUUCGUUUCAAGUUAUACCUCGCACCCAACGUCUCCACUCGAAUGAACAUCGUCCUCUCAAAGAGGCUGAGCUGAUUGCAUUACUUAUUCCGAAACUGGAGGAAGUGAAGCGCAAGCAAGACAUAGAGGAUCGAGCUCGAUUCGAGCGUUUUACGGAUGAUUCAAUACCGACAAAUGAAAGGCUUGCCAACGAUCGCGCAUUUGCAGAAGCGAUCCGUGAAAAAUUUGCAUUGGAGGAGGAUAACGACCAAGAUAUACUUGAUCAGCAUGUAUCAAGGGUUUGGAAAGACCAAACUCCUCAUCGCUCACCUGGUACCAUGUCACCAUGCCCGCCCCUACCAACUCGAAGACGUACAAUAACGCACGAUUCAGGAAUGCUUAGUGACGGAGCAAUGAGUAUAGGGGGUCAUUCUAUGAAGCACUCCAAGUCGAUGCCUGACCACAGUUCCUCCUCUAGGAAGCUAACAAAUAAAUGGCCUUCCAUCAAUACAGAUAGCGGAAUCAGUCUGUUCUCAGCCGAUACUCUUAUGAAGUACAAAGACGCCAGCUCACGAUCUGGUACAAGUACGGCCUCGAAAUCAGAAGAGGCAAAAAGAAGACUGGAAGAUGAGACCAGAAGGUCUCGUCGCUACACUCAACAAUAUACUACGCAGAUAUCACAACAACCACCAUCAUUCAGUAGCAGUAGUAGUGGAAGUAGUAGUUUACAUCACCAACCACAACCACCACCGCUACCCGCAAAGCCACUGGAGACUACAACUGUCGUAUUCUCUUUCUGUGAUGAAGAAUAUCCUUACAGAUCUAAGAUUCCCGGUUUGCAACCCACCCUCAAGCAGUUCAAGGACUAUUUACCCAAAAAGGGCAAUUUCAGGUUCUUCUUCAAAACACAUUGCGAAGAUCCAGAAAGUCCAGUGAUACAGGAAGAGAUUGUAAAUGACAGUGAUAUUUUGCCGCUUUUUGAAGGCAAAGUGAUGGGCCUGGUGAAGCCAUCCGAUUAGGUCUAGGCUAAUAACUUAGCGAAAAACAAGGACAAGCAUAACGAGAUGAAAUAAUAACUGCAUCGAAAAGAAAAAGUAGCAGUAAUGAAUUAGUUUAUACAUAGGUUGGCGAAGCAAAAUGUUAAAUUUAAAAAUGUAUUUAGUGUAAGUGACAAUUGAAGAAUUAUACGAAAAACAAGUUUUGUAAAAAUAUUUUCAAAUUUUUAUAAAAGCAUAAAAUAUGUACAUAGAUAUUUUAAUUUAUGUAUUUUUUAAAACAACAAUUGGUAUUAUUUUGUUAUAUCCAAUUUUUCUAAUCAAUCAACGUAUUUGUUAAGUUGCAAAUUACUAUCGGAGUGCGCAACGUAAUGUUUAUAAAACAUCACGAACACAAAAUCAAACAAUUGUUAAUGGAAAUGUGCUUUUAUGGACUGCCUGCAAUAUAUUUUGCUUAAAUAUAAGGCGCUGCUUUUAUUGCAGCAACAAUAUCGUUCACGAUCACCGAAAAUCAAAAGUAUCUUUAUAGGCGUUUAUUUAUAGUGAAUUUUCUUCAUUAUUUUUAUAUGUAUAACCUAAACGUAAUAAGUAACGUAUUAUUUAAUGAUUGUAUUCUAAGUUUUCGCUAAGUAAUAUACGUAUUCAUACAUAUAUGAUGUAUUUGCACGCACUUUUUUACACGAAACAUUGCAUCGAUUGAGUUUUGCAUAGAAGGGACGCGAACCUACACUUGCACACACACACACUCACUUCCAAGAAUUGGCGAUUUCUACAUUUUGUGACGCUAAUGCAUACAACACCAACAGGUUAGCUUAAUGUGAACUCAAUUAAAUUAUUAAGUAUGAAUCGUUUAAAAUAAGCUACGUUCUCAUUCUUCAAUUAGUUCACGAUUGCUAGGAUAUUCAACUGACUUAUAAUCGAAAAUCAAAGAAUAACGAUAUUUUUUUAAGUAAUGGCCAAAAGAAAUGUCGAGUGUCAUCGAAAAUUUUGUUUAAAAAUGUAUAAACAAAGCUAAUUGAAAUAUAUUUAAGGGUUAAAUUAAGAAAAAUUUAUUUUGGCAGCAAACUUUCGAAAAUACAAAACAUAACAUGGAAGUGAUCGAUGAACAGCUGAACCACAACCAGUGUUCAUUUCCAUA